ACCACGUGCAGUUUCCCAACUUCCUCCACUCCACCGACGACUCCUUCAAAGAAAAAUGCAUAAUUCAACCUUCUCAGUGGCAGGAAUGUCCUCCUCGACGAGCUCACACAAUGCAAGUCUGAACUCUUGGGGCAACAACAGUACCUCAACAGCAUUGGGAGGAUCGCUAAGCGCGUCUUUUGGCGACUCGUUGUCCCAGUCAAGAAGUCAUUAUCAGCCAGGGUAUCUAAUGUCAGCAUCACAAGUGAAUGCAUCGCCUCAAGGGAACCAGCGCGUCGAUGAAGCUCCGGUGGUUCCGACCAAGGCUAAAAUGAACCACUCACUGCUUAGGGGAUCUACUUCCGAGUUUGGGAUGGAUUCAAUGUUUGAAAGUACGAGAGCCAGACAAAGGCAGACCUUACCUGACGAAGACGCGCCACCGACUUCUUCUGUGAACGAUAUACCGAACGAGAUACAUUUUAACUCUGCUAGGUCAUUGCCAAGAAACACCCUUUCCGCCGACUCUCCUUUCUCUCGACGCUCACGCACUCCAGCGCCCUCUUCCCACCAGUCGUCUUCUCCCUUAUAUGUUGUUGUUUUUGGAUACCCGCAGGACAAGUAUAGCGUCACAGUUGAAUAUUUCAAGUCAUUAGGGGAUAGCACAGACCCCGAAUCCAACAACGAACUCGUCAACUGCUUUAGGAUAGGCUAUAAUGACCCAGGAGAUGCUAUGCGGGCAGUCCGUAAAAAUGGCGAGAUUUUGGGGGGAAGUUGGAUGGUUGGUGCUAAAUGGGCAGAUCCUGCGCAGGCUGAAACUGUGCUCGGCCAACCUGUUGCGAGAAACGGUUAUCUAAGCCAACCCGAGUCCACCAACUCUUCCAAUGCCAUGCAAGUCGAUGAAAUAAUGCCACCGGUGGGCCCACCUACGUUUGGAACGCCCCUCAAACUAGCGCCUUCCACUUCCGCGUUCAGACGCACUGCUCCUGGAGGUGCGGUUGAGAAACCACAAACACCACAGCCCAGUCGUGUAAAUCCUGUCGUACCUCCACCUCAGUCGUCGCCUAGCAAAGGCAUUGUCGGUCAAGUAUCGGAUAUGAUAUUUGGAUGGUAGCGGGGACACAGACGUCUUUGGUCUUACUAUCAUGUCCUUGGUUGAUGAUGAGCACAAUAUGGUCUAUAGAACUUCUCGAUCUUUUGCGUGGUAAACUGACAACCACAACAAUUUCAGUGAAGGAGUCAGGC
Molecule: messenger RNA, 1221 nt
Organism: Marasmius oreades (fairy-ring Marasmius)
Lineage: Eukaryota; Fungi; Basidiomycota; Agaricomycetes; Agaricales; Marasmiaceae
Exons: 6
Coding region: 56-1090 (344 amino acids)
Biological process (GO): regulation of DNA-templated transcription; nuclear pore organization; NLS-bearing protein import into nucleus
Cellular component (GO): nuclear pore central transport channel; nuclear pore nuclear basket; nuclear membrane
Molecular function (GO): phospholipid binding; single-stranded DNA binding; structural constituent of nuclear pore
Source: RefSeq, a predicted model, not a curated record